AUGGCCCUCUCUCAGGAUCUGCCUCCUAAGGGCGGCUAUGCGCCUAUCCAGUGGAAGCGUAACCUGCCUUCCCGUGGUUUCCGUCCUGGAAUUUACUUUGCUAUUGUCACAGGUAUCUGUGGCUACGGCUUCUACAAGCUGAUCGCCGGUAUUCGCGAACGUAACGAGCUGGCUCGCGAACGUCAGUGGGGCCGUAUCUAUCUUAUGCCCUUGCUUGAGGCCGAGGCAGACCGUGAUGCCUACCGUCGUAUUACCAGUUUGCGGGCGAAGGAGCAGGAGGUUAUGGCUGAUGUUGCUGAUUUCGACGCUACCAAGUCCGUUUACAACGACCCCAAGUUCCGCAAGCCUGCGGUUAUUGGUUUCCCCAAGUUCUAA
Molecule: messenger RNA, 375 nt
Organism: Wickerhamiella sorbophila
Lineage: Eukaryota; Fungi; Ascomycota; Dipodascomycetes; Dipodascales; Trichomonascaceae
Product: NADH dehydrogenase [ubiquinone] 1 alpha subcomplex subunit 13
Exons: 1
Coding region: 1-375 (124 amino acids)
Source: RefSeq, a predicted model, not a curated record